AAGAUUUUAACGAAGACGACAUCAAUUUGACAAUAUAUUUUGAAGAAAUUACUCACUGUAAUGAGAAUAUAAAUAACACCUAUAAUAAUCUAGAACCAGUAUCUUUAAAAAAGAGUGAUUCUUUUGAUAACUUUGAUGAUGCUGAAUUUUAUGUAUGUCAAUUUGCAGAAUAUAAGGAGUUUAAAGUGAGACUUAGAUAUGUAAAAAUGAUUGAUGCUACUAAAAACAAGCAAAUUAAGAAGAGUUUGUCUUAUACUUCUAGUCAUUUCAUAGCUGAAAAGGUAGAAUUACUUAUAGAUAAUGAAUCUUUACAAAGUAAAAAUAUAGAUGAUGAGCCUGACAUAGUUUACUUGUCUGCUAAAAAAGUUUGGGGUCUUGCAUGUACUGCUGUAAAUAAAUAUAUGUUGCAUUGUGAUUAUGAAUUUGUUAAUUUAAUUGAAGUUUAUUUAGAAAAGAUUCAAGCAAAAAAAGAUGAAUUGGUUAAAGAACAAGAGGUAUUUACUAAAGGAAGGCCAAAGUCAUCAGGUUAUAAUAAGAAUGUUGUAACAACUAUACAAGAACAAAGCAAUAAGAAGUGUGAACAAUAUAUUUGUAGAUUUUGUAAACAACUGAAUUAUAAUAUUGCAACUUGUUCACAUAAAAGAAAAGAGUCAAUUUGGGAAUUAUUGUUAUAA
Molecule: messenger RNA, 674 nt
Organism: Cetraspora pellucida
Lineage: Eukaryota; Fungi; Glomeromycota; Glomeromycetes; Diversisporales; Gigasporaceae
Source: the annotation of a GenBank genome assembly